Molecule: messenger RNA, 2235 nt
Organism: Candidula unifasciata
Lineage: Eukaryota; Metazoa; Mollusca; Gastropoda; Stylommatophora; Geomitridae
Source: the annotation of a GenBank genome assembly
AUGCAGAAGAUCGGCGUCCCAAACAUGCUACCAAGUUCUGCUGGGGACAGAGGAGGAAACUUAACAGGGAUUAUCAAACCUUUAGUUCCAGAGGAACAAGGCAGUGGGUACAUUGCUGACAAAACUGUGAAAGCUGAAAAAAGGAUUCAAGUCUACCCUUAUGACACAGAGGCAUGGAGUAUUUUGAUUCGAGAUGCACAGAUUAAAAAGAUCGAGGAUGCAAGGGUGAUCUAUGAACGACUCGUGGACCAGUUCCCCAAUGCAGGCAAAUACUGGAAGAUCUAUAUCGAACAUGAGCUUAAACUGAAGAACUUUGAGAGAGUGGAAAAGCUGUUCCAGCGAUGCCUGAUUAAAGUUCUCAACAUUGACCUGUGGAAGCUCUAUCUACACUACAUCAAAGAGACAAAAAGUACCCUGCCCUCUUACAGGGAAAAGAUGGCUCAAGCUUAUGACUUUGCUUUGGAGAAGAUUGGCAUGGAUAUUAUGUCUUAUCAGAUUUGGGCUGAGUAUAUCAGUUUCCUGAAGUCUGUGGAGGCUGUUGGUUCUUACGCAGAAAACCAGAGAAUAACUGCAGUCAGGAAAGUCUAUCAGAGAGGUGUCACUAACCCCAUGAUCAACAUUGAACUUCUGUGGAAAGACUACACAGCUUAUGAAAAUAGUAUAAACAGCCUGAUUGCCAAGAAAAUGAUUGACGACAGAAGCAGGGAGUACAUGUCAGCUCGGAGAGUGGCCAAGGAGUAUGAGGUCGCUACCCGUGGAUUGGAUAAAAAUGCUCCAUCAGUCCCCCCACAGAAUUCUUACAAUGAAACGAAACAGGUGGAGUUGUGGAAAAAAUACAUAGCUUGGGAGAAAAAGAAUCCACUCAGAACGGAAGAUCAGACAAUAAUCACAAAAAGAGUGAUGUUUGCUUAUGAGCAAUGCCUGUUGUGUCUGGGACAUCACCCGGACAUAUGGAUAGAGGCCGCCUCCUACCUGGACCAGUCCAGUAAGAUCCUCACAGAGAAAGGGGACCAGAAUUCAGGGAAACUGUUUGCAGACGAGGCUGCGGCCAUCUAUGAAAGAGCCAUCAACUCUCUCAUGAAAAAGAACAUGCUGAUAUAUUUUGCAUAUGCAGAUUUUGAAGAGAGCCGUAUGAAGUUUGACAAAGUACAUCAAAUUUACAAAAAGCUUUUGGAUGUGGAGGAUAUAAAACCUACUUUGGCGUACAUUCAGUACAUGAAGUUUGCAAGAAGAGCAGAAGGUAUUAAAUCUGCCAGGACUGUCUUCAAAACUGCCAGGGAGGACAAGAGAUCUGAGUACCAUAUAUAUGUGGCUGCUGCACUGAUGGAGUACUACUGCAGCAAGGAGAAGAACAUUGCCUUGAAAAUCUUUGAGCUGGGCCUAAAGAAGUACGCUGACAGUCCAGAAUAUGCUUCCUGUUAUAUUGAUUUUAUGUCCCAUUUAAAUGAGGAUAACAACACUCGGGUUUUGUUUGAAAGAAUCCUCUCCUCGGAUCAACUGCUUCCAGAAAAAUCCACAGACAUUUGGAGCAAAUUCCUGUCAUUUGAGUCACAGGUUGGUGACCUGGUGAGUCUUGUGAAGGUGGAGAAACGUAGGACUGCAGCCAUAGAAAAGAUCCAGGCAUUCAACGAGAAAGAAACAGCCCUCCUUAUAGACAGAUACAAGUUUCUGGGUCUCCUUCCGUGCGCAGAUAAUGAACUUGGAGCAAUAGGAUAUUGGGAUUUAGUGAGACACCAUGUCCUGCAGCUUCCAUCAGGUAGUGCCAAGCAAGCGCUUCUGUCAAAGGAUGACAGCUAUAAUGAUCAGUCCAAACGUCCAACAUUCCCAGCGCCGGAUGUUGAGCAGAUGUUGCCAUUCAAACCAAGAGCUGUAGUCCCUACUGGAGCCCACCCUGUACCUGGUGGUGUAUUCCCACCUCCACCUGCUGCUUCUGUACUGCUGCAGUCAUUGCCGCCACCAGAAUGUUUCAGGGGCCCACAUGUCAUCAUUGAUAAGUUUCUGGAGUUUAUGAGGCAUGUCAAGCUUCCUGACAGACCAGUCGGUGACGAGAAUGGCAAAGAUGGAGACUUCCGACUUGAUCCUGGUACAAAGCUGUCAAUAGAAAUCGCCAGCGGUGUACGUAAACGGAAAAUAACAGAACACGAAAGUGACGACGAAGAUAUGGAAUUGAUGGUCCCAGCAGCACCAGCCAAUGAUAUUUACCGAGCUCGGCAGCAGAAGAAAAUUAUCAAAUAA